Molecule: messenger RNA, 1236 nt
Organism: Chaetomium fimeti
Lineage: Eukaryota; Fungi; Ascomycota; Sordariomycetes; Sordariales; Chaetomiaceae
Product: Sialidase
Exons: 2
Coding region: 1-1236 (411 amino acids)
Source: RefSeq, a predicted model, not a curated record
AUGCGUCUAUCCCUUGCAACGAUCCUCUGCCUGGCCGUCGAGGCCAGCGUAGCCUUGCCGCAAGGUCCUCCGGGACCCCCAGUUCCGCCAGGGCCACCCGACCCAGAUCACCUCCCGCCGUUUAGCACCUUCAGUAACCGCAUCAUCUACACCCCUCCCGAGGGAGGUCGAGCGGUUUAUCCGCGUCUCGCCGAGCUCCACGACGAAACUCUUCUAGUGACCGCUAGUGUUAGUGGCGUUACCGGCGCCGGGGAGCUCCCAUCGUUCCCUAUCUUUGAAAGCAAGGAUGGCGGUGUGAACUGGAAGUGGGUCUCCAACCUCACCGACCAAGUCAACGGUUGGGGCAUGGGCGCCCAGCCCGCCAUCUACGAGCUGCGGAAGCCGCUCGGCGGAUUCGAGCCUGGUACGAUCCUGGCUUCGGGCAACAGCUGGAGCAGCAAUGGAACGCGUAUCGACCUGUACGCCAGCACCGACAAGGCACGAACGUGGGAGUUUGUGAGCCAUGUCGCUGAAGGCGGACGCCCAAACACCACGAACGGCGCGACGCCCAUCUGGGAGCCGUUCCUGCUUGCUUAUGAGGACGAACUCAUCGUCUACUAUUCUGACCAGCGCGACCCCAAGCACGGCCAAAAGCUUGCGCACCAGCGUUCCCAUGACCUCAAGACAUGGGGGCCCGUCGUCAACGACGUCGCAUAUGAUGAAUACCUCGCACGUCCCGGAAUGACCGUUGUCACGUACAUCCCGCCUCUGAAGAAGUGGAUCUUGGUGUACGAGCGCCCGGUCGGCAACUCUAGCUCGCAUGGGGUGAAUUAUCCGGUGCACUACCGGUUGGCCGACGACCCGAGGGAGUUUGACUCGGCCGAGCACAUUCCCAUCGUCAUCCAGCUUGCCAAUGGAACGUCGGUGGCGCCGAAUGCCUCUCCCUAUGUCGUGUGGUCUCCGGAUGGUGGGCCCAACGGGACUAUUGUCGUGUCUGAUGCUGACCGCAGCGCUGUCUAUGUCAACGACGCCGGAGCCGACCCGGAGAAGUGGUUGAUCAAGGAGUGCGGACAAGCAGAGGCAUACAGCCGUGCGCUGCAUGUGUUCGAGAAGAAACCUCACAGGUUGAUGGUUCUCGGCGGAGAUACAUUUGACGGGAACGGUAUUGGGGCGCUGACGAUCAGCGUAAUGGAUAUCAAGACGCUGAUGGACGGGGACUUGUCGGCACCGGAGCCGCCUGCUUGCGAGGCAACCUGA